Molecule: messenger RNA, 2209 nt
Organism: Ruditapes philippinarum (Manila clam)
Lineage: Eukaryota; Metazoa; Mollusca; Bivalvia; Venerida; Veneridae
Product: QRFP-like peptide receptor
Exons: 3
Coding region: 27-1283 (418 amino acids)
Biological process (GO): G protein-coupled receptor signaling pathway
Cellular component (GO): membrane
Molecular function (GO): neuropeptide Y receptor activity
Source: RefSeq, a predicted model, not a curated record
CAUCCGGAGAGCCUCAAAAUCAGUCGAUGGUGCCAUAUGACAUUCAGCAAGACAAUUACGCCAUAUCUUAUGACAACUUCUCUUUUGAUUAUCUUGACAAUUUUCCAUACGAGCUACAAGUUGACGAAGCGGAAAUAUUCUUAGAUCUAAGUGCAUUGAAUAUCUUCCUUAUUAUAUUAUACGGACUUAUUUUUAUCAUCGGACUUCUUGGAAACUUAUUCGUAAUAUUUGUUAUAAUACGCUUCAAGAGCAUGCGAACAUUGACGAACUACUUUCUCGUGAAUCUGACGUGUGGAGACAUUCUUGUUAUUGUUAUUUGUAUACCUGUGACACUCGGGAGCACCGUCUACAAGAAAUGGAUAUACGGCGAAAUAUUGUGUAAAUUAACUCCCUUUAUUCAAGGAAUAGCAGUCGGUGUGAGUGUGCUUUCUCUAUUGUUCAUCAGCAUUAGUAGAUAUUUUGCUAUUUAUAAACCACUUACAGCAAAGAUUGCGUUCUCCACUAAGAACGUUCGUAUAAUGAUUUGCGUAAUAUGGAUAAUUUCACUUGGUUCAUUCUCACCACUUUUAUUUGUUAAUUCCGUCAAAACCUCGAACUUGUUUGGUUUACUUGAAUCGAAAAUUUGUGAAGAACAGUGGAACAGUCAAUCAGAUAAAAAUGUGUUCAAUUUAUUUGUGUUCAGCGUGCUUUUUGUUUGUCCAUUUAUUAUAAUGCUCGUGGCAUACUCAGUAAUUGGCUAUACACUGUGGUAUGGAAACCCAACAUUAAGGGACGCGUGCAAAAUGCACCAACUCAAAACGAAUCUGAUACUGAAACAACGCAGGAGGACGGUCAAAAUGUUGAUCUGUGUGGUGAUAUGUUUCGGAAUCUGCUGGCUACCAUAUUAUAUUGUAAACCUUUGGAUCGAUUUUAACAUUGGGGACACAUCAAAGACUAGAUUGAUGACGACAGUGUAUACAUAUAUUUAUCCUCUUGUGAUGAUAUUAGGGCUUUCCAAUUCCAAAACAGAAACAAAACUUGGUCCAGUGAAGAUUUUCAUACAUAACCUUUGUUGCUAUUUCAUUAUCUUUAAUGGAAUAAAUAAGCGGCUCAAUCUUGUCACUAACCUAUACUUAAAUGUGCCUCGGCAAAAAUCAAACUUGCCUCAAUAUAUAGAGGAUAUUUGUUUGUUUGUGUGUAAGAUGAAAUUUUAUUUCAUCGAGUGGGCUUUAAAAACAGUAUUCUCACGAGUGGCGAAGCCACGAGUGAGAAUACUGUUUUUUAAAGUUCACGAGAUGAAAUAAAAUUACAUCUUACACAACAAACAGACAAAUUUUCUUUUUAUUUUAUGCUUAAAAACAAGUUAAAACGAAAUUUCCAUAAUUUUAACGUUAAUAUUAAAACUGUUUCCCCCAUUGAGAGCCCCAUUUAUUCGGAAUUUCUCAUUAAAAAAAAGAAGUCUUGAGCUGAAAAAUAAGUCCGCCAAUCAACAUUAAAUGACGGUGAUAUUUAUUAAUUUUAUUAAAAAAAUAUGAAUGAUCGCUUGUUUUGAUAAUAAAAACAAACAAUUCUUGUAGGAGAAAAAGUCCAACCAUCCAUCCAUAUUUCUGUUACUUAGUGCGAAUUUAUAUUAGACCUGGCUUUGUAAAUUGUAAGCGGCUGCCAUUUUUUAAAGUUGUGUAUUUCAUGGGAGGAAAAUAAUUGUGUAAGAUUCAGAGGGAUAUAAUUUGGAUUUGUUAGUCAUACACAUUUUUAAAAGAAAGAAAACUUAUUUGAGGAUUGUAACAGACAAAAAAUAAGUGUUGACAGAUGUGAAAACAUUCAGAAAAGGAGCUAGGAAAAUGGAAAACUUGGAAACCUGCUCAAGAACGCUGGGUUGAUUUAACUUAUUCUUCAGUUAUGGCUGUCAAUGCUUUCAAUUUUUCAUAAAGCAUACGGCAGUUAUUGCUCGUAUGAUACUUUAAUAUGCCCAAAUGUCAUCAAGAGCAGUUUUGCAUGGGGAAGGAAUGUAUUUUUGAGACUGUCAAAAUGAAACAAAAAAACGAAAUUUGGUGAUUGGAAUUUCAUGAAUUUGAAUGAAUAGAAGUAAGUUUUCUUCUUUUUAUUACUUUUGACAUUUAAGUUAUUUAUCAAUUUCAGUUUUGCUUUUUCUUUAAACAGCCUGACAUUGUCAGAAUUGUCAGCAAAAAUAAAAUUGAGGUACCACAUGGGGAAAAUCUUAAAAAAGUAG